Messenger RNA from Pogoniulus pusillus (Red-fronted tinkerbird), 2440 nucleotides. It is a transcript of the gene VMA21, whose product is annotated as vacuolar ATPase assembly factor VMA21. Lineage: Eukaryota; Metazoa; Chordata; Aves; Piciformes; Lybiidae. Bases 230 to 538 code for a protein of 102 amino acids. Gene Ontology annotation, biological process: vacuolar proton-transporting V-type ATPase complex assembly. The transcript is spliced from 3 exons. Gene Ontology annotation, cellular component: endoplasmic reticulum membrane. The record is from RefSeq and is a predicted model, not a curated record.
CCAAGAGCAGCAGAAACCACGGCUGCACCCCGGAUCCCCAGCUAGCCAGCGGUACCCACCGCCCGCCGCCUCCCCCGGCCUGAGCCCGGGCCGGGCCCUUCCUCCGCAGCUCGGCCUCGGCCGCCCAGCGGUUGCUGUGGAGACGGCGGCGCUGCCGCUCUGCGCAUGCGCCCGGCGGGCUUCCGGCGGCCCAGAAGCUUCCGCAGUCCCGGCUGCAGAGGUGCUGAGCAUGGAGCGCUACGGUCAGCCGCCCGGCAGCGCCGUCCCAGUGUCCGAAUUCAGGCAAAAUGAGGGUUCAUUAACAUCAACUUUAAGAACACUUCUAUUCUUCACAGCUCUAAUGAUUACAUUACCAGUUGGGCUGUAUUUUUCAUCAAAGGCUUAUGUAUUUGAAGGUACCUUAGGAAUGUCCGACAGAGACAGCUAUUUUUAUGCUGCCAUAGUUGCUGUAGUUACUGUUCAUGUGGUACUUGCUCUCUUUGUAUACGUAGCAUGGAAUGAGGGCUCUCGACAGUGGCGGGAAGGCAAGCAGGAUUAGCAUGAAGAUCAUCUGAUGCCUACAGACUGUAAAUCAAUUUUUUGUGACCUGAAGGAAAAGAAUUCUUCAAAAUAUAUAAUACACAUAUACAAAGAUGAGGCUAAUGCCUCAGCUCAGGUUAGAAUAAGACUUGUGCUCGUCUGGAAUGUGUACUGGUGUUUUCUCUAAUGCUGAUGGAAGUUGUUCUUUAGCCAGACUACUGAGCUGAGGAGGUCUUCACCCACAAUUAGAAUGAAAUACCUAUAUAUUUUUGAAAAAAUCCUGUAGCUAUUUUUGCCAUUCCUAGUAUUUUGCUGGCUUGCUCCGAAAAUAAUACUGGCUUGAAGCAAGCAUUACGUUUUUUGAAUAAGUAAAUUGCUAGUUUAAAAAGCUACAUGACUUAUUGUCCAACAGCAGUGGAAAAGAUGAGAUUCCACUUUGCUGUGGGUAGUUUUGAGAUUUAAAAUACCCAACCAGCCCCACACAGCUGUUCACUCACUCCUCCCAUGAGAACUCUCUUGUGUUCUGUAAAGGACAACAUUUACAAAUGACUAUGUGGAAAAAUGGUUUAUUUUCCUAAAUAGUAACUUGUACACUGUGAAAUCAUACGAUGUUGAUUGUUUUUUUUCCUUGGUUGUGUGUAGAAACUUUCUGUUGUCAAACCAUAGUGAGAUUUUUGUGUUGUGAAGAAAUCUGAAUUUUAUUUCCCUGUUGUGCUGUGUUUAGCAAGGUUUUUAGUUGUAGAUAGAACAUUCUUCCUAAGGUUCCUGCCAUGCAUAGGACUUCCUUAACAACAGUGAUUGCCAUUAAGCUGUCGUGCUAAAGGUCAUUAUGUUAAAUUUCAUUCUCCAGUUUGGUGUAUUAGUUGAGUCUUUUGUUGGAAGUGUGCUGCUUAAUACAGGUCUUGAAAUGGUUUUGGUGCUGCAUUUAUCCAUUGUGAGACUUACCAUAAAUGAGAAAAAAAUCCAUGCCCAGUGGUUUGUGUUCCUGGGUCUCAUGCCUCUCCUCUCCACCCUGAUCCCAGGUGUGCACAAGCAUAUACAUUGUCACACUGACACAGAUGACUUUUUAUAUUCUAAUUCUACAUCAUUGACUUCUCUCAUCCAGAAGCCAUUGCCAGGUUGUUGCCAGCAAUCUGAAGAACAGUCUCAGUACCUGAAGUACAAGUUUGGUUUGUACGUUGGUGUAUUGGCUUCCUGUUAUUCAGUAUGUGAAGUGUAUGUUGCAGAAGCCUUUCUUAAAGAACCACCCUGCAAUGCAAGGUCCAGUAAACGAGCCUGUGUGAUGAACAGUUUUUGAAUGAUCUCUUUAAUACUGCUCGUGUAUAGCACAACUUACAACAAAUAGAUAGGCUCUAGCACUGCCUGGUAACUUUUUAUUUGGAUCCAUUUGUAGUGGAGAAUAAAUGAGAGUAUAGCUGUCAUGCUUUACUAGCGGAGUCUUGUACAAGAUCCCUAGAUACUAAUCUGCAGGCCUGGCAGAGUGGUUUAGCAAUGGAAAAAGAUAAUUUCUGCAGGGGCAAGAAUUCCCUCUUUAAAACCACUGCAACAGCGCCAUGGAUAGGCUAAUGGCACAUGUUGCACUGGAGCGCUCGACCCCGGUGCACACUUCAGUCUGCACCUCUCUUUGUGAUUUGAAGAGACUGUCUCCCCCUCCCUCCCCCACCAAAAGGGUAUAAAAGGACCACAGCUCCUGGGGUCCACAUGUUGAAUCUACUACAGAUGACCCUGCUGGGAUGUACUUGCCACUGAAGGACCUCAACUAUGCCUGUGAAAACAUCACUGGAUCAAGGAGUGGUGAUACUUUGUUUUUUUCUCUUCUUAACUCUCUAUUUCUUCCUCUCUUCUUUCUUCCCAUUUUCCCUCUGCUCUGGUCCACUACCAAGAUUUUUCAUUGGCUCUAAUAAACCCAACUCAUCAGCCA